GGUUUCACGGCCAUUUCAUCAAUACAAGUUUAAGUGUUCUCUCUACGUACUAAACAAGUAAUCAAUCUAAAGAUGGAAGGCAAAAAUGUGAUUCUAAGUGUGCUCAUAAUGAGUCUUGUCAUGGCGCAGAAUCAAGUCGAGGCAAAGAGUUGUUGCCCGAACACCACUGCCAGAAACACGUAUAAUGUUUGCCGUCUUCCUGGAACCCCUAGGCCAAUUUGUGCAUCAAUCAGUGGAUGCAAAAUUGUUUCUGGGACAUGUCCUCCGGGAUAUACAAAUGAAAUUCUCGAAAACUCUGGUGAUGCUGUCAGUGAAUACUGCAAGUUGGGGUGUGCAUUCUCUGUGUGCGGUGCCCUAAGCACUCUCCAAAACUCCGAUGCAAGUGAAAUUGUGAAUAGAGCGGUUGCACAGUGCACCAACGCAUGUUCUAAUAUCUGCACCAAGCGCUCGGUUAAUGCAGUUGAACCUGCCUAAAACAAGCACAUUCACGAUCUAUGUACUGUAUGUGUUGUUGUUCUUCCUGUUUUCAAUAAUUGUCGUGUAUAUCCACGAUCUAUGUAUUGUUGUUCGUCCUGUUUUCAAUAAUUGUCGUGUAUGUGACAAAAUGCUAGACUCUGUUUUCUGUUUUAUGUGUUGUAGAAGGUCACCGAUCCCUAGAUUGUUAUCCCUUCUACUUGCUAUAUCCAAAUAAAGAAUAAUGUUCCCUUU
Molecule: messenger RNA, 708 nt
Organism: Raphanus sativus (radish)
Lineage: Eukaryota; Viridiplantae; Streptophyta; Magnoliopsida; Brassicales; Brassicaceae
Product: thionin-like
Exons: 3
Coding region: 73-474 (133 amino acids)
Biological process (GO): defense response
Source: RefSeq, a predicted model, not a curated record